This is a messenger RNA of Brassica napus (rape), 2611 nucleotides long. RefSeq names its product delta-1-pyrroline-5-carboxylate synthase B. Bases 181 to 2340 code for a protein of 719 amino acids. NCBI's taxonomy places the organism in Eukaryota, Viridiplantae, Streptophyta, Magnoliopsida, Brassicales, Brassicaceae. Gene Ontology annotation, cellular component: cytoplasm. The transcript has 20 exons. Gene Ontology annotation, molecular function: glutamate 5-kinase activity; glutamate-5-semialdehyde dehydrogenase (NADP+) activity; ATP binding. The record is from RefSeq and is a predicted model, not a curated record.
AUUUGUGAGAAAACACAAGGGUUUGUUUGUUUUAACUAUUUUUCACAUACAGUAUUUGGCUGACGCUCUUUACCUUUAAAAACCCCAUUUGCUCCCUUCCCAUCCCACUUGUGAUACUCCUCCUCACCGGAUUAUACCACAUUCCUCUCCUCACGUCCGACCGAGUUGACUCGCGCUAAUAUGGCGGAGACCGAUCGUUCCCGCGCUUUCACCAAGAACGUUAAGCGUAUCGUCGUCAAGGUUGGGACUGCAGUUGUUACUGGGAAAGAUGGAAGAUUGGCUCUUGGCCGCUUAGGAGCUAUCUGCGAGCAGCUAGCGGAAUUAAACUCGGACGGAUUUGAGGUCAUUUUGGUGUCAUCUGGUGCGGUUGGUCUUGGUCGUCAAAGGCUUCGUUACAGACAAUUAGUCAACAGCAGCUUUGCAGACCUUCAGAAGCCACAGAAUGAACUUGAUGGGAAGGCUUGUGCUGCUGUUGGACAGAGCAGCCUCAUGGCUUACUAUGAGACUAUGUUCGACCAGUUGGAUGUGACGGUGGCUCAAAUGCUGGUGACUGAUAAGGAUUUUAGAGAUAAGGAUUUCAGAAAGCAACUUAGUGAAACGGUUAAAGCCAUGAUGAAGAUGAGGGUUAUUCCAGUUUUCAACGAGAAUGAUGCUAUAAGCACUCGAAAAGCCCCUUACAAGGAUUCUACUGGUAUAUUUUGGGAUAAUGACAGCUUAGCUGCUCUACUGUCACUGGAGCUGAAAGCUGAUCUUUUGGUUCUUCUAAGUGAUGUUGAGGGUCUCUAUACUGGCCCUCCAAGCGAUCCUAAUUCAACGUUGAUCCACACAUACAUUAAAGAAAAGCACCAGGAAGAGAUCACCUUCGGGGAAAAGUCCAAAUUAGGACGAGGGGGUAUGACUGCAAAAGUUAAAGCUGCUGUUAGUGCUGCUUAUGGUGGCAUUCCUGUUAUCAUUACCAGUGGCUUUGCAGCUGAUAAUAUAGCUAAAGUCCUUAAUGGACUGCGCGUUGGUACUCUAUUCCACCAAGAUGCUCAUUUGUGGGCUCCGGUUGUAGAUACUACUUCCCGUGACAUGGCAGUUGCUGCAAGGGAGAGUUCAAGAAAGCUUCAGGCCUUGUCGUCAGAAGAGAGGAAAAACAUUCUACUCGAUAUUGCUAACGCCCUUGAAGCAAAUGAGAAAAUAAUUAAAGCUGAGAAUGAUUUAGAUGUUGCUGUAGCACAACAAGCUGGAUAUGAGGAGUCCUUGGUAGCUCGCUUAGUUAUGAAGCCUGGGAAGAUCUCAAGCCUUGCAGCUUCUAUUCGCCAGCUAGCUGAAAUGGAAGAUCCAAUCGGCCGUGUUUUAGCAAAAACCGAGAUUGCAGAUGGUCUUGUUUUAGAGAAGACAUCAUCACCACUAGGUGUUCUUCUGAUUGUUUUUGAGUCUCGUCCUGAUGCACUUGUUCAGAUAGCUUCACUUGCUAUCCGGAGUGGAAAUGGUCUUCUGCUGAAGGGUGGAAAAGAAGCUCGUCGAUCAAAUGCUAUCUUACAUAAGGUGAUCACUGAUGCAAUUCCAAAGACUGUUGGAGGUAAACUCAUAGGACUUGUGACUUCGAGAGAUGAGAUUCCUGAUUUGCUCAAGCUUGAUGAUGUUAUUGAUCUUGUGAUCCCAAGAGGCAGCAACAAGCUUGUUUCUCAGAUAAAAAACUCAACUAAAAUCCCAGUGCUAGGGCACGCUGAUGGUAUAUGUCAUGUAUAUGUCGACAAAUCUUGUAAUCUGGACAUGGCAAAGCGUGUAGUUUCAGAUGCAAAGUUAGAUUAUCCAGCAGCCUGUAACGCAAUGGAAACUCUUCUUGUACAUAAGGAUCUAGAGAAUAAUGGUGUGCUCAACGAGCUUAUACAUGCUCUGCAAGCCAGUGGUGUCACUUUGUAUGGUGGUCCAAGAGCAAGUGGUAAACUGAACAUUCCGGAAACACAAUCAUUUCAUCACGAGUACAGUGCCAAGGCAUGCACUGUUGAAAUUGUAGAAGACGUACAUGGUGCUAUAGAUCAUAUCCACAAUCAUGGGAGUGCACACACUGAUUGCAUAGUGACAGAAGAUAGUGAAGUCGCAGACAUAUUCCUCCGCCAAGUGGACAGUGCGGCUGUUUUCCACAAUGCAAGCACAAGAUUCUGUGAUGGUUUUAGAUUUGGACUUGGUGCUGAGGUGGGGAUAAGCACAAGCAGAAUACACGCCCGUGGUCCAGUUGGAGUAGAAGGAUUAUUGACAACCAGAUGGAUAAUGAGAGGAGAAGGACAAGUUGUGGAUGGAGACAAAGGAGUUGCUUACACACAUAAGGACCUCCCUGUCUUGAAAAGGACAUAGGCAGUGGAGAACGGGUUCUAAAGGACAGAGGCAGUGGAGAACGGAUUCUAAAGGACAGAGGCAGUGGAGAACGGGCUCUAGCUCUGCUAAUGUCAUAUUAUUACACAGAAGUUCUUUUGUUUGAUUAGGAUUUAGUGUUUCUUGUGGAGUUGCACCAAAAUAAGAUCCAUCUACCUUGAUGUUCUUUGAUAAUAGCAAAAUGUUUAUUAGCUAUUCUUCAUGUCAAAAAAGUUAUAAGUCAAUGUAACUUUCUGUCUUUUUUUUUUUAUCA